Molecule: messenger RNA, 966 nt
Organism: Peronospora matthiolae
Lineage: Eukaryota; Oomycota; Peronosporomycetes; Peronosporales; Peronosporaceae
Source: the annotation of a GenBank genome assembly
AUGAACUUGACGCAGAACGCGAGAAAGUUAGCCUUGCUUCACCAACAAGGUUCUCAACAAGCAGAGUUGUUGAGGGAACAGGGUGCUCAACAGUUUGAACUGUUGAGACAGCAGCAGGCUGCUGCUGGUGGGUCGAUGCACUCGCGUCAACAAAAAACUUUGAAGAUUGACAUCUCCAAGUAUAGGGGAGUCGAAGAGGACUCCCUUUUGAGAUGGUUCGUCGAAUUGGAUGACGCCAUAAGGGCGCGUCGCAUCGACGACGGGGAUAUGCAAUUUGCAUUUGCCCAGUCAAAUCUGGCAGGACGUGCCAAGACUCGGGCUUUGGGGCUCAAGUUGCACGACCCAUAUGCGUUUGGGUCGUUGGAAGUCUUCAAGUCGCGGCUCAGACAAACGUUUGAACCGCCUAGAGCUGAGUUCAGAGCUCGAACCGAACUCUUGAAGCUCAAGCAGGGUAAGCGUGAUGUGCACGCUUACGCGCAACAUAUACGACAUCUCACGAGUUGUAUAAGUUCCAAUCCGGUUGAUGAACACACGUUGGUUUCGGUGUUCAUGCAGGGUCUUGCGGAUGGUCCCGUCAAGACUCACCUGUUCCAGCUUAAACUAGAUUCACUAGAACAAGCCAUUUCCAUUGCGGAGCAGGAAGACUUCAGUCUGAGACAGGCUCGCGCCAGCUCGACAUCAUAUCGUCAACCGAGACGAUAUGACAGCGGAGGUCCAGAGCCGAUGGAACUCUGUUAUGUAGAGAGCGAGAAGGCUCGCUCUACAGGCUACAAGAAGUUGCAGAGAUGCAACAGAUGUCAAAAGACAGGACACUACGCUUACGAGUGUAGUGCCCCUCGUCCAGUGUCUCGCGAUACUAGGCGUAGUGACCGUCCACCCAUGAGAAAGGGGCAGGGACGAGGGUCCGCUGUCGGUGCAAAGACGCAACAACGGGAUGGACCGUCAAAAAACGGACAGGAUCAGUAG